AUGGUUAUUUCGUGUGAAAACGAUCUUUCGAAGGAACACAAUACUGAACAGUCAUCGUUCGACGUAGAACACCCAAGUGUCAAUGAACAAACUCUGCAUUCACCGACAUUACGCCAACGAUGUGAAAAAUUAUGCGAUGACAUCCAUAAAAUUCAAAUGAUUGAGUACGAACAAUCCUUAAUCUCGGAACGAAUGAUUUCCAUUGACGCUGAAAAGCAACAGUUAGAACAAUUACUGAAUAUCUUACGAUCAUCAAAACCUAACGACAAGAAGAAGACGCCGAAAUCCCAUCCACACUCAUCGAAACGUCUUCACUGCAAAUCCAAACCACGAUGA
Messenger RNA from Adineta ricciae, 336 nucleotides. The record is from the annotation of a GenBank genome assembly. Lineage: Eukaryota; Metazoa; Rotifera; Eurotatoria; Adinetida; Adinetidae.